Messenger RNA from Closterium sp. NIES-67, 4165 nucleotides. The record is from the annotation of a GenBank genome assembly. Lineage: Eukaryota; Viridiplantae; Streptophyta; Zygnematophyceae; Desmidiales; Closteriaceae.
UCAUGCCUCUGAUCUUGUAAGCUUCAAUCAUAGUGACUCUGAGGACUGUCAACUUCUCCUAGGGCAGAUUACCCCCCAGUGCGCCAAACGCCAUAGCUCACUCGUUUAGCUACGGAAUCGAGUGAUUCAACUUUCAGUGGAAAGCUGACACUGCCAGCUACAACAUAUCCGAUUUUCAGAUCGUUUCACCGAUUGGAGUUUUUGAUAUAGCUAUUCGAAGGUCGCGAGUUUUCUGGGCGUCAUAACGAAGUGCUGCAGAAAUUUCCAAGGAGCCAUUGAAUCAUCUGCUUAUAGCCUUCUCUAACCAACAAGUGGUAUCAGAGCCUAUUAUCACGCAUUUGGGACCUAAAAUACGAUGGGAGAUAAAGAGGACUCUGGUGGAGGUGAUACUUCAGUCCAAGGAGGCAGCUCAACCCAAGAUUCUGGCAUUGCAGCGCAAAGGGGAGCGCGUACAAGCCAGGGGUCACUGCUUAAGGAGGUGCUGAAGAACUUCACCAUUGAGAAGUUCUCUGGAGAUGGCUAUGAUGAUUGGGCAUGGAAGAUGCAGCUCUACUUUCGACAAAUUGGCCUCUUGAAGCUCAUGAUUGGAACGGAGCCAAGGCCAAAGGAAAUGGCAGAGCAAGCGGACUGGGAUGAACGUUCAUCUGCUGGGUACUAUCUACUGUCACAAAGCUUGGAGCUGAACCAGAGGCAUCACAUCAUGCAUCUGCUACCGGAAAUUGAUUGUGGGCCCAAGGCAUGGGCAGUGCUCAAGGACCUGCACGCUCCGACAUCGGUUGCCGCUUCUCUCAUGCUGGAUCGGGAGCUGUCCAUGCUGCGGUUGAGCGAGAAUGAAGCUGUGCAGCCCGUACUGGACAAGAUGAGGGAACUCUACGCGAAAUUGGCGAUUGCAGGCAUCACGUACCCAGAGCAGACAAAGUGUCUCAAGAUGCUCAGCCUGCUGCCGGAGUCUUGGCUGCAAUUUAUAAGCGGACUCAGCUUGCCACAAAACCAAAGUCAAUGGACAUUGGAGUGGAUUCGCACCAAGAUUCUGGAAGAAGAUUUUCGUCGCUAUACACUGCGCGGAGGUGAUGACAGCACCAGCGGCUAUGCCAUGCAAGGGACAUGGAGGGAUCGAGGGCGUGGCAAUCGCGGUCGCUCUUACCACAGCCAAGGUGGUCGCGGGACUUGGAACCAGCGGGGGCGUGGUGGCGCUGGUGCAAGAGGAAGAGGUGGUCACUCCAACAAUGACAACAGUGAACCACGCUUGAGGGGAGAGUGCUGGUAUUGCAAGGAAGAAGGGCAUCCAUGGUUUCGCUGCCCUACCAAGCCCGACUGGUGGACCCCUUGGAACCAAUCGGAGAAGGGGAAUGGAGGAAAACAACCACAUGGAGGUGCCAACAUGGUAGCUGAUCCUGCUGAAGAAACCUCCAAGGAUGACAGAGGAAUGCGAAAUGAGGAGAGGAAUGCUGGACAGUUCUACCAUGUGUGUGACAAAGAUGACAGUGGCACAGCUGUUGCAAGGGCUGGAGAGGAAUUGCACCCGCUUGACAUGUGGGUCAUGGACUCUGGUGCUGCAUGGACAAUGACACCACGCAAGGACUUGCUGGAUGCUGUGCGAGCGCCUCCAAUCUCUGAAGUGCGCUCAGCAUCCGGACAUGCAGUGAAGGUCGCUGGAGUUGGUCGAGCUGCAUUCAGAGCACCUGAUGGUGGACUGGUUGUGCUGAAGGAUGUGUUACUCGUACCGGGGCUGAAGGCCAACCUGAUAUCGCUGCGCAAGCUAGGCCAGGCCGGAGUCAGCACCACCACCAAUGGAUCCAAAACAUUCAAGGGGCUGCGAGGAGAUCGUGUGUUAUGGGAUUUACACGAAAGCAGAGAUGUCUUCAGAUCCAUGUGGCAGAUCCCUGCACUGAUAUGGGAAUCAACAAAGAAGGAGUUGGGAGAAGUAAAGGCGGGUUCUGGAGUCCAGGGGGAGUGUAAUGCAGUUAGUGCUGCAGGAGUGACGGUUUCUGCAAGGUCGGGGGAGACUGAUUGGGAAACCGCACACAGGCGUCUAGGGCAUGUGGCUAUGCCAUUGCUGCAGCAACUGCAUAAGGAAGAAGCAGUAAAGGGGCUCAAGCUUUCUGGGCAACCAAAUGCUACCAAGUGCGAGACGUGUCUGCUGAGCAAGUUCACACGGUUCCCCUUUCACGGCGUAGCUGGGAAAAGCAAGGCAGCACUGGAACUGGUGCACAUGGACCUCGUAGGACCUUUUCCAGUCCGAGGAAGUAAGGGGGAAAGGUACUUCCUGACAAUAGUUGAUGACUGGAGUCGGCUGAUGUGGGCAUACCCGUUGAAGCAGAAGGAUCAUGCUGCCUCAACAAUACGAGAUGAUUGGCUGCCGUUCGUCGAGCGACAAUCUGGGCACCCAUGCAAGAGCAUCAGAACCGACCGAGGUGGAGAGUUUCUAGGAGGAGAUCUGACUGCGUGGCUCAAGAAACAAGGCAUUGAGCAUCAGCUAACGACGUCCUAUACCCCUCAGUCAAAUGGCGUUGCUGAGAGGGCUAAUAGGACCAUCCUGGAAACUGCGCGAGCGCUGCUGAUCGAAUCAGGGCUGGGGAACUCCAUGUGGCCUCAUGCGGUGAGGCAUGCUACAGUGGCAAGGAACCGCGUACUCACAAAGGUGGCUGAUGAUAUGUGGGUGCCGCUGGAGAGGUGGCUUGGAAAGAAGCCUCCAGUGGACAUGCUUCGAGUGUUCGGAUGCAUGGCAGUGGCGCAUGUCCCUAAACCGUACAGGACAAAGCUUGGAGCAUCUGCACUUUGGUGUGUGCACCUUGGGCUUGCGGCAGAGAGCAAGGGGUGGCUACUCUGGGAGCCCUCAAAGAAUGUGCUGUUUGAUAGUCGGGAUGUCAAAUUGGUGGAGAACAUCAUGUAUGGCAAGUGGGAGAAGCAGCCGGAGGCAAGGGUCACCCAGCAGCUGGAAGAGAUCACUAUGCACUUCGAUCUGUCCGAACCUGAGGACAGCGAAGUCACUGCGCCAACGGCAAGCGGUACUGAUGAAGGAAGCAAUGAGGAUAUUGCAGCUGAUGCUGAAGUCAAGGAUCCGGAGCAGCAGCAGCAAGAGGCUUCCAAAACACCAAGUCUGCCAAAGCGAAGGAAACAGAUUGGUGGGGGGACAAAGGAUUGGGUGAAGGUGAAAGAAUGGGUAAAUCCAACCAUCUACCCUGCACGUACCAGAAUGGCAAUGAGAAAGCUGUUGAGCUCCACAAGUGGAGGAGCCACAACUGAGCAGCAGGAACAGGCUCAAGGCGAAGAUGCAGUGCUGUUCUUGGGUGAUGACCAAGAGUCAGAUGACAAGGAGCCUGCAUACUGCUUUUACGCACCAAUACAACCUCCGAGCAUGGAUCAUGCGCUAGCCGGGCCUCAACGGGGGAAGUGGCUCGUUUCAAGAGAUGCAGAGUACAACAGCAAGAUGGAGAAUCACACAUGGGACCUGGUGUAUUUGCCAAAUGGGAAGAAGGCAAUACAGUGCAAGCGGCUAGCUGAAGAGCCACACUGGCGCUGUGCGAGGAUGGCGGGAAUGUCCUUGAACUAGAGACGGCGAAACAAGCCGACAGUCUGAGGGGGAGUGUGUUGGUGCAUAUUCAUUUGCACGUCAUCCUGUCGUCUGUUCGCAUCAUUUCGUUUGCAUGUGUUUUGUGUGCUACGUUGUUUGUAUGGUUUGUUGGGUUUGCAUGUCUUUGCAUGUUCAUCUUGUGCUUGUGCAGAUGUGCUUGGAUUGUGCAUGACAUCGAGCACAUUCCAACGAGCCAAGAAUUGUUGGAAUCGGAGCACAUAUGAAGAAGUUACGAAGAAAUGUUUGAUGGAUUUGUUACAACUCAUUGGAAGUCCUUGUCAGCUGCUACACCAAAGUUGGAGAGCCCUAUAACGAGGAGGGACCAGCAUGUGUGGGACUUUUGUCCCCACCUUGCAGCUGCAGCAUUUGGGGUUUGGAGGCCAACCUGGCACAGUGUGAAAUUUGUCUUGCCAGGCUGGCUGAACCUGAGGAUGGGGAGUCAAAACUUUGACUCUUGUCAUGUUCUUGACCAUGGGCCUCCAGGGUCCUUCCCUUUCAUCCUUCACUUCCUACCCCACCUUCCAACUGUGUUUCAAUGCCUUUUCUAUCAUGCCUCUGAUCUUGUAAGCUUCAAUCAUAGUGACUCUGAGG